AUGGCAGGAGGAAGUGGGAGCAAUAAUGAAGGAAAUGAGUUGAGUGAAGUUGUAAGGCAGCUGGCAGUGGUCGCUCAACAAUUGGCAAGAAACUCGACUAACAAUGGGGAUGCUCAGGGGGAACUGUUUAAGAAGGUGGCGCAAAGCAAGCCACUAACCUAUCAAGGCAAACCUGAUCCAACAAUACUGGAAAACUGGUUAAGGGAAUUUGAGAAACUGUUUGGGGAAGUAGGAUUCCCAAAUUUGAAAGUGGGUUGUGCUACCUAUUACCUUAGAGGUGAAGCUAACCUUUGGUGGAAACAAAAUGAGGCUACCACUAAAGCACUACAUGGGUUCAAUUGGACUAUGUUUCAAGAGAACGUUUUCCAAGAGUCUGUUGCUACAGAAAAGGCAAAAUCUAGGAAGUUUGAGAGUGGAUUGACCACUGAUUUGCAGCUAAGGCUGUGUGGACAAGUGUUCAAAACCUUAGAUGAAGUUUAUGGGAGGUCUGCACACCUUUAUGCGUUGGAGUUGAAGAAAAAGAAAGAAUUAGCUGAAGUAGAAGGGAAGGAAAAGAGGAAAGAUAUGGGACAAAACGCUGGGAACCCGCAAGGUGGACGAAACUUCAAUGGAGGGCCUAAGAACUCUAACCAGGGAAAUAAUAAGGAUGAAAGGCGUUAUUUCUGUAAGAGGUGCAGAAAUAAUCACCCUGGUAAGGAUUGUGAGGGUAACUUGGUUACUUGUCGCGCUUGCAACAAGUUGGGACAUAGGGAGUAUGAGUGCUUCUCCAAAAAUUCUAACCGAAACAAGCAGAGCAAUAAUCAAGGAGGGGCUCAAAGGAACUUUCAGGGAAACAAAAACUAUGCAGGGAACAAAGGGGCACAACAAAAUGGGGUGAAAGGCAACAAUAAUGGGAAUAAUCAGGUGAAGAGUAGAGCUCCAAGAAAGCUGAAUCGCAAAUUUUUCUUUCAUUUCAAAAGCCAUUAUUUCAAAGCUAUCGACUGUUUGAAAACCGUAGAUGUCAUAGAUGUACCUAUAGUUAUUCCUACGGGAGGGGUAGUACAGUGUACCAAAACUUUAAAGGAUGUGCCAUUAAAGAUCAAAGGAAAAGUAUUUUUGUCUGACCUCAUUGAAUUUGGGUUGAGUGACUUUGAUAUCAUCUUGGGAAUGGAUUGGUUGAGCAAGUACAGUGCGGAGAUUCGUUGUCGAUUGCAAAAAGUACAGUUAAGUACAGUUGAGGGUGAGUUGGUAACACAUUGGAAGCAUGGUGAAAAAAAGUGUCCAAGGAUCAUAUCUAUGAUAAAGUUGGCUAAGUACAUUAAGAAGGGACAUCCAGUAUAUUUUUGUAGUAUAAGGAACUUGAACCACGAAGAGACAACUAAGCCUGAGAACAUAGAAUCGGUGAAUGAGUUUCUAGAUGUGUUCCUAGAAGAGAUUCCAGGGAUGCCACCUAAGUGGGAAAUGGAUUUCACAAUAGAGUUGGUCCUAGGGAAAACACCUAUUUCCAAGGAACCAUAUCGAAUGGAACCUGCAGAAAUGAGUGAGUAA
Chenopodium quinoa (quinoa) is the source of this 1527-nucleotide messenger RNA. RefSeq lists its product as uncharacterized. The record is from RefSeq and is a predicted model, not a curated record. The coding region runs from base 1 to 1527 and encodes 508 amino acids. The transcript is spliced from 4 exons. Lineage: Eukaryota; Viridiplantae; Streptophyta; Magnoliopsida; Caryophyllales; Amaranthaceae.